Messenger RNA from Sarcophilus harrisii (Tasmanian devil), 1332 nucleotides. It is a transcript of the gene DLK2, whose product is annotated as delta like non-canonical Notch ligand 2. Gene Ontology annotation, molecular function: Notch binding; calcium ion binding. The record is from RefSeq and is a predicted model, not a curated record. Bases 117 to 1274 code for a protein of 385 amino acids. The transcript has 6 exons. NCBI's taxonomy places the organism in Eukaryota, Metazoa, Chordata, Mammalia, Dasyuromorphia, Dasyuridae.
CCCCGGCCCCGCUUCCCGCACUCCGCUUCCCAGGCUGGCUGGGCUCCGGGGCGCACGGCGCCGUCACCCCCGAGGUGUCCGUCCUCCGUCCGUCCCUCCUGGGGCCGGCGCUGACCAUGCCCCACGGUUGCCGCUGCCUCCAGCUCGUGUCUCUACUCUGGAUCCUGGGGGCAUCCGGACAGCCCACCCCUGCCAAUGAUUGUAGUUCCCAUUGUGAUCUGGCCCACGGCUGCUGUGAGCCAGACGGCACUUGCAGAUGUGACCCUGGCUGGGAGGGACUACACUGUGAGCGCUGUGUCAGGAUGCCUGGUUGCCAACAUGGCACUUGUCACCAACCCUGGCAGUGUAUCUGCCAUAAUGGCUGGGCUGGCAAAUUCUGUGACAAAGAUGAGCACAUCUGCACCAAGCAGCCGCCCUGCCAGAACGGAGGGAAGUGUGUGUAUGAGGGGGAUGGGGAGUACCACUGCGUGUGCCCACCAGGUUUUCACGGGCAUAACUGUGAGCGCAAGACUGGGCCCUGUGAGCAUGCUGGGUCCCCUUGCCGGAAUGGUGGGCAAUGCCAAGAUGAUCAAGGCUUUGCGAAGAACUUCACAUGCCGCUGCUUGGCAGGCUUUGUGGGGCCACGCUGUGAAGUCAACGUGGAUGACUGCCUAAUGAGGCCGUGUGCCAAUGGUGCCACCUGUCAUGAUGGCAUCAACCGCUUCUCCUGCCACUGUCCUGAAGGCUUUGCUGGCCGCUUCUGUACUAUCAACCUGGAUGACUGUGCCAGCCGCCCAUGCCAGCAUGGUGCCCGCUGCCGGGACCGUGUCCAUGACUUCGAUUGCCUCUGCCCUGAUGGCUAUGGGGGCAAGACAUGUGAGAUUGCCCUCCCAGCCCUGGACCUCCCUACGGAGCCAGAGAGUGCUGCUGGAUCCACUCCUGCAGCUGUGGUUCCUUUCACGGUACCAGCCCCCUUCAGCGUGGGGGCAGGGCUGCUGCGGAUCUCAGUGAAGGAGGUAGUAAGGCGACAGGAGGCAGGCCUAGGGGAGUCAAGCCUGCUUGUGUUAGUGAUAUUUGGGGUCCUCACUGCCACCCUGGUCCUUACCACAGGGCUGCUGAUCUUUUGGGCAUGGUGCCAUGGCCACUGCCCUGCUGGGCUCUGCUGCUACCCUUUUCGCCAAUAUGCCAUACCCCCCGAGCAGCAUGACCAGGAGUGCCAGGUCAGCAUGCUCCCUGCCGGAAUCUCCCCUCCACCUGGCUCCCCACCUGAGCCUGGCAAGACCACAGCACUGUGAUGGGAGUUGGAGGGGGGCAGAAGGGGGCCCCCUCUCCAUCUCCUUCCUCCUCACACCU